AUGAGCUCUGAACGGGACAAGGAGAGCCUCGAAGCCGAGAAUGAGCGUCUUCGCAGAGAGAUUGAGCGAAUGCGCAUGCUGCUGCAAAGGCAGGAGAAGCCCGAUCUCUCCGAGAGUGACUUGGGCUCGUUGGGAGAACAAUCAUCGACCUCCCUUGCGUCAAGUCUGCCCGAACAGAAAGGAGCAAACGAAGCAAUUGAAGAUAGCGUACCAGCCUCAACCCUGCUUCUCGACGGCAGUUGGCAGGAGUACGACCCUGAGAUCUGCAUGCUGAUAGAGCAGGCCUACCAGGGAGGACAGAGAGCCGUCUGCCCGUCUCACAACACGGUGCUGGUCUUCGGAGACAUGGAGGAGCAGUCGGUCGAGGAUGGGGAGGGCAAGGUCGGCGUCCAGCCUCUCUACUCCAAGCCUGUGAAGCGUCAUCGCUCCUUCGGGCGCUCUCCUGUCCUGCUGGCUCUGAGGAGGCGCAACCUGGUGUACAAGGAGGCGUCGCUGCGGGCGAGGACUGAGGCACUGAUCCUCCAUGAUAAGUCGAACUCGGCGGACGCGGAGAGCAUGGCGGAGGUUGGGAUCGGCUGCAGCCUCGGGCACGACCCUCUAUCAGGCAACAUCUUCAUCGCCCACAUCCGGACGGACAGCGCAGCCGCUCUGUCCGGGAGGCUGGCGGCAGGGGACGUGCUGGUUAGCAUAGACGGGGAGAGGGUAACGAAGAUGGAGGAUGCGUCGUUGCUGAUCGGGCCUGUUGGGAGCGUGGUGGAGGUGGAGGUGAGGUACGACGAGAAGGUGGAGAGAGUCUCUGUGGUGAGGAAGAGCUAUGCUCCCAACCUGCCAAUGCACACGUUCAUGAGAGACUUGGAGCAAGCGGAGCAGCGGUACAGGUUCGACGUCGGGGUGGAGGUGGACCUUGUCGGAGGGAUUCCGAUGAUCGUCCGUAUUCGAGAGGGGAGCCCUGCGGCGUGCUCGACGAGUUUGAUGGAAGGAGAUCAGAUCAUGAUGAUUGACGACUGCGAUGUCAUCAACGACGUCGUCCCGCUAGAGAGCAUCGUGCAGAUGCUCGAAGGUUCGCCAUGGAGUCGCGUCAAGCUCAUGGUCGCGCGCGCCUACCCUUGGGCUCCUUCCUCCCCGAAGAAGAAGGCGGAGAAGAAGAAGAGAGCACGGCAGGAGGAGGAGCAGCCGGCGCAAGUCAACAUGUCGGAGUUCGAGGUCGAGCUGGUCCGAGGCCCGGACCUGAAUGCCGAGGGGAUUCGAGCCAAGUUGGAGUUUGAGGAGCUUGUCAAAGCCAAGAAAUCUCUUCAGGAGAGCCUGAAAGCUUCUGCAAAGAGACAGAACCCCCUGAUGCUGGCUAAGAAUGCAGUGAAGAGCGUAGAGGAGCUCAAGGAGACGGCGCAAGAUGUCGUAGCGAAGGCUCAAGAAAACUUCGCUGCCGCUGCCAGUCAGGUGACUGACAAGGUGGAGGAGAGCGUUGCUCCCCUGCUAGAGCAGCGAUGGCAAGUCCUGCAGUUCGGAAGUCAGGUCUCGGGGCUGGUGCGCAACGCAGUUUCGAACAUCACACGGGGAGUCUCGGAGCAGGUGAACGUACGGAUAGUGGGAGGUGAAGACUGCCGGUCGAUCUCGAUGCUCGCCGGGAACAAGGUGGAGAGCCUGGAGGUCAAUGGCGAAUUCUUCGGUUGCGAGUUUGACAAGAGCCGAUCGCAAGCGUGGGCGGCGAACAAGAAGGUGAUCGGGCAGCUGAAUGUGGAGGGGAGGAGGAUGCUGUGGUGGUGGUGA
Molecule: messenger RNA, 1767 nt
Organism: Guillardia theta CCMP2712
Lineage: Eukaryota; Cryptophyceae; Pyrenomonadales; Geminigeraceae
Exons: 12
Coding region: 1-1767 (588 amino acids)
Molecular function (GO): protein binding; endopeptidase activity
Source: RefSeq, a predicted model, not a curated record